Molecule: messenger RNA, 2592 nt
Organism: Uncinocarpus reesii 1704
Lineage: Eukaryota; Fungi; Ascomycota; Eurotiomycetes; Onygenales; Onygenaceae
Product: beta-glucosidase 1
Exons: 6
Coding region: 1-2592 (863 amino acids)
Biological process (GO): glucan catabolic process
Molecular function (GO): beta-glucosidase activity
Source: RefSeq, a predicted model, not a curated record
AUGUGGUUGGGUUGGCUUUCCGUUGCGGUUGUGCUGGCCGCGAGGGCUACAGCUACGGAGCAGCCGAGCUGGGCAUACUCGCCCCCAUACUACCCGUCGCCUUGGGCUUCGGGUCAAGGCGAAUGGGAGGACGCAUAUGACAAAGCAAGAACAUUUGUUUCCCAAUUGACACUCACGGAGAAAGUCAAUCUUACCACCGGAGUAGGAUGGAUGGAAGAAGCCUGUGUUGGCCAGGUUGGAGCCAUCCCCCGAAUGGGAUUUCGUUCCCUAUGUAUGCAGGACGGGCCCCUUGGUAUACGCUUUGCGGAUUAUGUCACUGCAUUCCCGGCGGGUAUCAAUGUCGGUGCAACAUGGAGCAAAGACCUCGCAUAUCUUCGUGGAAGAGCGAUGGGCGCAGAGCAACGUGACAAAGGGGUUGAUGUACAAUUAGGACCCGCCAUCGGGCCUUUAGGACGGUCUCCCGAUGGAGGCCGUAAUUGGGAAGGGUUUGGUCCUGAUCCCGUAUUGUCAGGGAAUCUAGUCUCUCAAACGAUCAAGGGAAUUCAGGACGUCGGAGUUAUCGCUUGUGUCAAGCAUUUUAUAGCGAACGAGCAGGAACGCUUUCGUCAAGCACCAGAAGCCCGAGGCUAUGGGUUUAACAUCUCUGAAAGCUCCAGCUCUAAUGUCGACGAUGUCACUAUGCAUGAACUAUAUCUCUGGCCAUUCGCCGAUGCGGUUCGAGCUGGAGUGGGCGCUGUGAUGUGCUCUUAUAACCAAAUCAACAAUAGCUAUGGGUGUUCAAAUAGCUAUACCCAGAAUAAGCUCCUCAAAGGUGAGCUCGGAUUCCAGGGCUUCAUUAUGAGUGAUUGGCAAGCACAUCAUAGUGGCGUUGGGGAUGCCCUUGCUGGCUUGGAUAUGUCAAUGCCAGGUGACACACUUUUCCUGACGGGGAGGUCAUAUUGGGGCCCUAACUUAACCAUUGCUGUCACGAAUGGAACUAUUCCCCAAUGGAGAGUGGACGAUAUGGCUGUUCGGAUCAUGGCAGCUUAUUACAAGGUCCACCGUGAUAGAUCUCAAGUCCCGAUCAACUUCAACUCUUGGACACGCAACGAGUUUGGAUAUUUGCAUGCUGGAGUUCAGGAGGGCUACGGCAGGGUGAAUGAAAAGAUCAACGUACGCGGUAGACACGCCGUCGUCGCCCGGAAAGUUGCAAGCGCCAGCACGGUUCUUCUCAAGAACAACGGAGUUCUUCCACUAAAUGGUAAGGAGGAUUUCACUGCCAUUGUUGGAGAGGAUGCAGGCCCCAAUCUGUGGGGACCGAAUAGCUGUCCCGACCGAGGCUGUGCCAACGGAACUCUUGCAAUGGGCUGGGGCAGCGGUACCGCCGAUUUUCCAUACCUUGUGACACCGGCACAGGCUAUUGAAAGCGAGAUUGCAUUGAAAGGAGUCGGGAAUGUAAUGUCAGUAUUCGACAAUUACGCAACUUCUCAGAUCAAAUCGGUUGUUUCCCAGUCUACGGUUUCGCUUGUUUUCGUGAACGCGGGCUCUGGAGAAGGCUACAUCAGUGUUGAUGGAAACGAGGGCGACAGGAAGAAUUUGACCCUUUGGAAAAACGGAGACGAGCUGGUUGAGACAGUUGCCUCCUUGUGCAACAAUACCAUCGUUGUUAUGCACACAGCCGGCCCCGUUUUGGUGGACAAGUGGUACGAUCAUCCAAAUGUCACCGCUAUUUUGUGGGCCGGGCUUCCUGGGCAAGAGAGCGGCAACGCAUUGGCGGACGUGAUUUAUGGCCGUGUUAAUCCAGGUGCCAAAUCCCCGUUUACCUGGGGCAAAACUGCGGAAGACUAUGGCGUUAGCAUUCUCAAGGCCCCAAACGCGGGUACGAAAGCUCCACAAGUUGAUUUCAAGGAAGGUAUUUUCAUCGACUAUCGACGAUUCGAUAAGAUGAACACAGAACCGAUUUAUGAGUUUGGUUUCGGUUUGAGUUACACGACUUUCGCAUUUUCUGAUAUCAGAAUCGAAAGUCUGCAGGCCGAACCAUAUGCUCCCACAGAGGGUUAUACGACACCGGCCCCAAAUUUUGGAAACUCGUCCGACGAGUUACAGUUCCCUAGCGGUUUCUCCCAGGUUCGCUUAUAUAUCUAUCCUUGGCUCAAUUCGACCAAUCUGAAGGAAGCUUCCAUGGACCCUGAGUACGGACUACCGACAGAAGAGUAUGUGCCUCCGGGAGCUACAGAUGGAAGAUCACAGCCUCUUCUCGCAGCGGGAGGCGGCCCUGGAGGCAACCCGGGUCUAUAUGAGGAACUCUUCAAAGUAUCAGUUACCAUCACCAAUACUGGGAAGAAAACAGGAGAUGAAGUGCCACAGUUGUAUGUUUCUCUUGGAGGGCCAAAUGAUGCCAAGGUUGUUCUUCGCGGGUUCGAUCGCAUCACUCUCCGCCCGGGCCAGAGCACUGUAUGGAGAACAAGCUUGACUCGACGUGAUAUCUCCAACUGGGAUCCUGUGGCACAGAAUUGGGUGGUGACGGCGCAUCCCAAGACGGUAUACGUGGGCAACUCGUCAAGGAACUUGUUAUUAUCAGCUCCUUUGACCUCAUCUUCGGCGAGGCUGUGA